AUGCCUGAAGCCGUUCCGCCCCCCAAACGGGCCUUGGCCGAUACGACCACCAAUCCACGCGGCAAUGUCGUUUCCCCCGCCGCGCUGAAGAAGCGCAAGCUCGAUAACCAACACUCGUCCCAGCUUAAGCCACCCUCACAAAAUGCCCAGCGCAAGGGCUUUGGCUCAAGUCAGCCACAGAAGAGUCAGUUCGAAGAGGAAGUCCUCGAGAAGCUGACACAGGAUAUUGGUGACUUGAAAGGGAACAAUGCGGAGAAGGACCAGCAGUGGGAGCGACCGGCCCUGGGUGAAUUCGACCCGACGAAGGAGAACAUCUGUUUCCAGCAGAUUGAUGCCGAAGAGGGCAGAUUUGGAGCUGACAAGAUGGCCGUUCGCCUAUUUGGUGUCACUGAGCACGGUCAAUCGGUGAUGCUACAUGUGACUGGAUUCCAACAUUACCUUUACAUCGCUGCCCCUGUUGGCUUUACCAAGGAGGAUUGCAACCCCUACCGCGCCUUCCUCGAGACCAAACUCGCCCAAAUGGUCCCGGUCAUCGAGUCCGUACAAGUAACACUCCGAGAGAACAUAUAUGGAUUUCAGGGAAACCAAAAGAGCUGGUAUCUCAAGAUUACCGUGACCGACCCAAAGUUCAUUGCCAGGGUGCGCAGUGCGCUUGAGACUGGAAGUGGAUCAAUGAACUACAAAGGCCUCUGGAGCAGCUCGGACUCGGGAAUUCUCACGUUCGACAACAUCCAGUAUCUGCUGCGAUUUAUGAUUGACACUGGUCUACACGGAAUGUCGUGGGUUGAAGCAAAAGCUGGACAAUAUCGCCUAGUGUCAGACCACGAAAGGCAAUCUAACUGCCAGAUUGAGGCCAUUAUGGACUACCGUGAUAUGACCGCACACGCCCCGAACGGGGAAUGGGCUAAGAUGGCCCCUCUGCGUAUCUUGUCUUUCGAUAUCGAGUGUGCUGGGCGCCAAGGCAUUUUCCCGGAACCCAAUGUGGACCCCGUCAUUCAAAUCGCUAAUGUGGUUACUCGGUAUGGAGAAUCGAAGCCCUUCGUCCGAAACGUAUUCUGCCUCGACACUUGCAGUCUCAUUGUCAAUACCCAGAUUUUGGAGUUUGAAAAGGAGGAAAGAAUGCUGAUGGCAUGGCGCGAGUUUGUAGAGAAGGUCGAUCCGGAUGUCAUCAUUGGAUAUAACAUUGCGAACUUCGACUUCCCGUACUUACUGGACCGUGCGAAACAUCUGAAGUGCCACCAGUUUCCCUACUGGACCCGACUGAAGAAUUGCAAGACCGAAGCUAAGGAGGCUAAUUUCUCGAGCAAGCAAAUGGGCAAUCGAGAAACCAAAGCGACCAAUACCAACGGCAGAAUUCAACUGGAUUUGCUCCAGUUGGUGCAGAGAGAUCACCACUUGCGAAGUUACACCCUCAAUUCUGUAUCCUAUGAAUUCCUGGGAGAGCAGAAGGAGGAUGUCCAUCACACCAUGAUCACAGAACUUUUCAACGGAACUCCCGAUUCUCGACGACGAUUGGCGGUAUAUUGUUUGAAAGAUGCUUAUCUACCACAAAGAUUGAUGGACAAGCUGAUGUGCUUGGUCAACUAUACGGAAAUGGCAAGAGUCACGGGUGUUCCGUUUAAUUUUCUCCUUUCUCGAGGCCAGCAAGUCAAGUUCAUCAGCCAGCUGUUCCGAAAGGCCCUUGAGCAACAACUGGUCAUUCCGAACACAAAAUCGCAGGAUGAACAAGAUUAUGAAGGUGCAACUGUCAUCGAACCCAAACGUGGCUACUACGGUGUGCCUAUUGCCACUCUCGAUUUCGCAUCUCUGUACCCGUCCAUUAUCCAGGCGCACAACCUUUGCUAUACCACAUUGCUUAACAAAAGCAGCGUUGAGAAGCUUGGUCUUGUGAAGGAUGACGACUAUAUCGUGACGCCAAACGGAGACAUGUUCUGUACCUCAAAAGUCCGCAAAGGCCUUCUAUCGCAAAUUUUGGAGGAACUUUUGGGUGCCAGAAAGCGCGCGAAGAAGGAGUUGGCAAGUGAGACCGAUCCCUUCAAAAAGGCCGUCCUGAAUGGUCGUCAACUUGCCCUGAAGAUCAGCGCAAACAGUGUGUAUGGUCUUACGGGAGCCACAGUCGGCAAGCUGCCCUGUCUUCCGAUCGCCAGUAGUACCACAAGUUAUGGUCGACAGAUGAUCGAGAAAACCAAGUCUGAAGUCGAAGCGCGCUACACCAUCGCCAAUGGAUACUCUCACGAUGCCGAAGUCAUCUAUGGUGAUACUGAUUCGGUCAUGGUCAAAUUCGGCGUGACGGAACUGGAAGAGGCGAUGAAACUCGGCGAGGAGGCCGCAGAAUUCGUUUCAGCCAAGUUUCUCAAGCCUAUCAAGCUCGAGUUCGAAAAGGUGUACUUUCCCUAUCUGCUGAUCAACAAAAAGCGUUAUGCCGGUCUUUACUGGACCAAUACCAAAAAGCACGACAAGAUGGACACUAAGGGUAUUGAGACCGUGCGACGAGACAACUGUCUGCUUGUACAAAAUGUCAUUGAAACUGUCUUGAACAAAAUCCUCAUUGAUCGAGAUAUCGAUGGUGCCCAGGACUAUGUUAAAUCGACUAUCUCUGAUCUUCUGCAGAACAAGGUGGAUAUGUCCAAGCUGGUGAUCACCAAGGCCUUGUCUCAGAAGGAAUACGCCGCCAAGCAAGCCCACGUCGAGCUUGCCAAGCGUAUGACGAAGCGUGAUGCCGGAUCGGCUCCCGCUUUGGGAGACCGUGUGGCCUACGUCAUGAUCAAGGGCGCGGCCAACUCGAGGGGUUACGAGCGUGCCGAAGAUCCCAUUUUCGUGCUUGAGAACAACAUUCCGAUUGAUACUAAGUAUUAUCUGGACAACCAGCUCGCCAAUCCGUUGGGCCGUAUCUUCGAGCCUAUCUUAGGCGAGAAGAAAGCCAAUCAACUGCUCACAGGCGAGCACACCCGAUCCAUCUCAGUCGCCGUGCCCAGCUUGGGUGGACUGAUGAAGUUCACGAAACGUACCCAGACCUGCAUGGGCUGCAAGAAGCCCUUGGCAGGCAAAGAAGAGAUGGCUGGUGCUGUGUGCGAGAACUGUCGCCCUCGUAUCGGCGAGCUAUACACCAAGUCUCUUACGAAGGUGUCUGACCUCGAAGUCCGCUUUGGACGGCUAUGGACGCAGUGCCAGCGAUGCCAGGGCAGUCUUCACUGCGAGGUUAUCUGCUCGUCGCGCGACUGCCCCAUCUUCUACAUGCGUAUGAAGGCCAAAAAGGACGUGGAAGACUCGCAGAAGGAGCUGGCUCGAUUUGACUUUGAUGCUGGUGCUUGGUGA
Messenger RNA from Penicillium canariense, 3315 nucleotides. Its product is annotated as DNA-directed DNA polymerase delta POL3. NCBI's taxonomy places the organism in Eukaryota, Fungi, Ascomycota, Eurotiomycetes, Eurotiales, Aspergillaceae. Gene Ontology annotation, cellular component: delta DNA polymerase complex. The transcript is spliced from 3 exons. The record is from RefSeq and is a predicted model, not a curated record. Gene Ontology annotation, molecular function: nucleotide binding; DNA binding; DNA-directed DNA polymerase activity. The coding region runs from base 1 to 3315 and encodes 1104 amino acids. Gene Ontology annotation, biological process: DNA-templated DNA replication; base-excision repair, gap-filling; nucleotide-excision repair, DNA gap filling.